AUGAGCGACGCUGAAGACGAAGGAGUGCCUAACAUCUCUUUAAAGGUAAAGACGACAACAGCUGCAUAUGAUGUGCAAGUCAAGGAGGAUGCAACAGUGUCUGAUGUGAGUUGACC
This is a messenger RNA of Strongylus vulgaris, 116 nucleotides long. Lineage: Eukaryota; Metazoa; Nematoda; Chromadorea; Rhabditida; Strongylidae. The record is from the annotation of a GenBank genome assembly.